AUCCAAGGGGUCGGAGGCGCAGUCGAGACGAACUGGAUGUAAACAAACGACACGUGUUGUUAGCUUUUGGAUCCAUUUCCUGAAAUAAACAUUAUUUGUUUUCGUAUGUAUGUCAAGUAAAGAUGGAUAUCCAGCAAAAUGAAAGGAAGAGAGUCUUCAAUAAGAAAGAAUAUCGGCAGCAUCGAUACAAAUCAAAUUUUGGAAAUAAACAAGAAGGCCGUGGGAAGGCAUUCCUACAGAAGAAUGCAGUGGUAAGACAGUAUCAUUGGAUGCAAAAGAAGGAGGAGAAAAAACUGAAGAAAUUAGAAAAACAAAAACAUAUUGAAGAAGGCAACUCCAAUGAUGAAGCAGAGGAAACAGAGCCAUCUACAAGCAGUCAUUUGUCAACAGUAAAUUCUGAUGAGACAGAUGUAUUUUCAGAGCUGGGGAAACCAAAAAAGAAAAAGUUGUAUAGUUGGCAGCGUGCUAAACUUGAGUAUAAGAAGAAGGUGGCAGAAAGGGAGCAAAAGAAAGAAGAAGCUGUAAGAAGAAAAGAGGAAAUGCAAAUAGCAAGGAAGAAAUAUAAAGAAAAAAAGUUGCAUAGGUAUAAGAAGUUAAGCAAAAAGAAUAACAGAGGACAACCUCUCAUGAGUGGCAGAAUUGAGUUGAUGUUGGAAAAGUUAAUGGAAGAAAAGAACUCAAAAUGAUUUUUUUUUCUUUUGCUCGUGUUGUAUUGUAAUAUAUUUACCGAUUUUUUUUUUUAUUGCGUUUAAUUGUGAGAUCAUUUUACUAUGCAAAGUGCUUAUAAUGUAUGAAAAUAUUUUAGUGAAAACAAACUUAGAAUAAAUUAAUAGAAAAAAAAAGUUUGUGUAGUGGUUUAUUCUAACACAGGUAAUCCUGCAUGAAUUAAGUUGCAUGGAUAUUUUUAUAUGGCUAGAUUUGGUGGUAGAAUCUGAGCCUAUAAUGAUGUGCAUUCAGGUAAUAAAUACACUAUUUGGUCCCUCUCUUUUCUUUACAAUUCAUAUUUUGAGGAUUUUGAACUUGAUACAAAAAUUCAAAUUUCUUUUGUCAUCCAGAAAGUGUUAUAGAGGCUUUAUAUAUACGUACAUGAGUACUUUUAUGUUAAUCAAUGUUUAUGCAAUUAGGAUAGAAUGAAUAUUGUUAUUUUGAUUUUAUUAUUGAUGUAUAAUAAAAAUGAAUGCUUGGAAUAAUUCUCAAUCUUCCAGUAUGACGGAUCUUUCUUUCAUAUGUACUUAUCCAAAAUCAACUUAUUCAGUUUCUCUUAUACAUUGAUAAUUAAAGAACAAAAAAAAAUGCAGUUAAGUUGCCCUAUUCCUCCUCCUUGAAUGAAGAUUAUUGUACAAGGCUAAAGUUGGGGAUUCAGGAAUAAGAGAAAGGGAUGAAAUCACUGAAAAUCUUCAAUUAUUAGUUAUUUGGAUUAAUGCUUUCCAAAGGUAAAUCUGAAAAAAGGAAAUUAAUCAUUAAAAGAUUACAAAUGCAAACAUAACUUUUGGAGCAUUAUAUUGUUUUAAGUUUAUAGUAUUAAAUUGUUUUCACCUUAUUUCAGUUAAUUUCACAUCAGUUUUUGUUAUAUUAACUGUAAACACUAUGGGAAAUAGAUAAUUAGUUAUUUAUUACCUUUUCAAGUUCAAGGUAUUUAGGUGUUCAUGCAGUUGAUAACAAGAAUGAUUUCUCCAAACAAGCAAAGUUUGUGCAUGAGGAUAUGGUGUUUUAAAUAUUUAGUAUAAGGUUCCAACCUUACAGGCCAUGAGAUACUGUGUGUGGGACUAUGAAGUAAUUUGUUUUAUUUCUAUGCUUUUUUUCAAUGGCCUGCAGUAUGUAGAUAUAUUAUCUGUCCCAUACCAUUGAAUUGAAAUAAAUCUGUGUAGUGCUAAAGCUGUUUGUGAAAGAUUACAUUGCAGGGGGCCAUGGAGAUUAUUAUAUAUUGGUCAGAGACCAAAAAAAAGAAAAGAGAUUGGUAACUGCAGAUUAUUUUCUUUCACAUGGAAAGAAAAAAUUACGAAGUCCAUUUGACUGAAUGUACUAUUGUAUAUUAAAAUAUGUGACUGCCAA
Penaeus indicus is the source of this 2052-nucleotide messenger RNA. Its product is annotated as thyroid transcription factor 1-associated protein 26 homolog. NCBI's taxonomy places the organism in Eukaryota, Metazoa, Arthropoda, Malacostraca, Decapoda, Penaeidae. The record is from RefSeq and is a predicted model, not a curated record. The transcript is spliced from 4 exons. Gene Ontology annotation, cellular component: nucleus. The coding region runs from base 123 to 686 and encodes 187 amino acids.